Messenger RNA from Anopheles stephensi (Asian malaria mosquito), 1853 nucleotides. RefSeq lists its product as uncharacterized. Gene Ontology annotation, cellular component: nucleus. The transcript is spliced from 3 exons. Gene Ontology annotation, biological process: regulation of transcription by RNA polymerase II. The record is from RefSeq and is a predicted model, not a curated record. The coding region runs from base 359 to 1450 and encodes 363 amino acids. Gene Ontology annotation, molecular function: DNA-binding transcription factor activity, RNA polymerase II-specific; RNA polymerase II cis-regulatory region sequence-specific DNA binding. NCBI's taxonomy places the organism in Eukaryota, Metazoa, Arthropoda, Insecta, Diptera, Culicidae.
GGGCAGAUGAUCGUUUAAGGCGGGGCGAAGACCUACCUACUACCUCUCAACCAUCGGUCCCGCAUGUUUGCUGGUGUGGUGAAUUUUGUCAAAUGCGCACACACGUGAGCGUGGUUUAUGUGUGUACAGGCGCACAGCGACUCAGUUCGACAGUGACCGAAGACGCAGUAGGUAUCGCGCUCGCUGUGACGAUAGUCGUGCAAAGCUUUUCGGUCAGUUCGGUGGUGCGUGCUCUUAGCGAAAAGGUUUUGUUGAGGCCUCUUCUGCAAUGACAUUCGCAUUGUGAGAUACGAACUUCUAUUGAGCGUGUUAUCCUUCAACUCGAUUUUGAGCCUGUGAAACGCAGAUAACCUGCACGAUGGACAACUUUGAACGGAUACUGGUCGAUGUUGACUGCAGCCGGUAUGAGGAGGACGCAUUUUCGCUGCUGGACAAAUCGCGCGACGUGAACAUAGUGCGCGACCUGCGUUCGUCUACCGUGUCCGCGUUCGAUCAAACGAGUUUCCCGCAGCUUAACAUCUCCUCCCGCACGCAACUGAAGCAGCAGCUGUUUCGCGAACAGAUCAAAAACAGUGAACCGGGUCCACGGUCUAUGGUGACCUCACCGGGCCCCCCGGUACUGUCCGUACGGCUUCCGCUCGAGAACAUUGACAUCGAGCUGCCAAAGAAGGUGCUGCAGGUGGAGACAAAGCUCGAAAAUCCAACGCGGUACCAUGUGAUUCAGAAGCAGAAAACGCAGGUGCGGGAGUACGUGACGGCAGCGCUGAAGUUGACGAAACAGAACCUGGUGCGAGAAUCGUGUCGGCAUACGCGGCUCAUGAUACUUGGCCGGCUGUACGAUUCGUUCAUCAGCACGAAACCGUCCACGCAGCAGUCGGGUGGAGUACAGCCACCGGCUGCCGUUGCGACCGGGACUACCAGUAACGGUGGCGUUCCGAUGUCCACCAGUGGAAUGAACGGUCCGGGAAAGGUUAUGAACGCAUCGGGAGCUGCGGGCACCGUAUCCGCAAUGUCGACCGGAACUCCCUCGGCAACGCCCACCAUCGAACAGCAGCAGGAGUGGCGUCUGGAGAUGAAACUAUCCUGCCGCUUCGGCAACAAGCUGUACAAAACGUUCGUCGACGAGUUCGAUUACGUGCGCGAUCUGCUCGGGCUGAUCCGGUUCGAGAUUCCCAAGUGGGUGUUUGUGGUGUCGGAGUUUGAGGAUGAGAUUUCGUCGUACGAAUGUAACCGGGCGGCCCGGGCAGCACAGCAGGCAGCAGUAGCGGCCGCUUCGGCCGACCAGGAAUAUCUCGCCCGGCCUCCGCUGGUCGGCGAGAAGGGUUCCAAGCACGAGAAGUUUAUCGAGCCGGAGGUGCGCGAUCGGAUCAAGAAGGAUAAUCAUAACUGCAGUAGGUAUUGCUCCCGGGACGUGGACAGGAUCGUCCAUUAUCGAGCUGGUAUCGGUUAAGUUUGCCUGGGUAUCGUAACGUAUGCGUGGCGUUUUUGAAGCACAAACAAUUUGAUGAUGAUCAACUCAAUAUUUGAAUAACUCAUCCAGAGCUUUUAAAUCACAUUGACUCCUGUACAUUGCUUACCAGAGUAAGUGACUAAUGUUUUUUUGCUAGCGGCCAGGAAGAAUUCUUUCCGGCCAGCAGUGUCCCCGUUUUGGUCUUUCUUUUUUCCUCUCAUUUUGGAAGGGAAGGAUCCCUCACCGGGGUUUGAUCCAGAUGUGGUACGCAUCGCCUGAUGACUGACCCUGACAGAAGUGGCAGAAGACAUCACAACCAAAGGAACUCCCCAGCAGAGUUGUCUGCUGGAACUCUGGAGCUGUGGAACUGCAAAUAAAACCCUCCAAAAACAUUCCCCACCGA